AGGACGUUACUUUAAGUAGCUGAUUCGGUCGGUGGGAAACUCGUCAUUGUCGUCUGCGGUGCUGAUGACAACGUAAUUUAUGAAGAGGAAAAAAGCACUAUUAGUCUCAUCCUUCGGUUCCGUUGUUUGUUAUUCCUAGCGGUGUGAUUCGUAAUGGGAAGGAAAACAGUGCGUGGAAAACGAAACAUCUCCGAGCUGCUUGGGUGCAAAGAUUUACCGGCAAUGACGAAACCGAAAGUGGAAGAUUUCACUCUUUGCGAGUGCAACUUUGUCAUCAAGCCACUAUCUAGGAGUCGAAAGAAAGAUGUGAACCUCCCGCGGGUGACCGCCCAGUUGGAAAAGCUGAUGGGGACCAAUGUGGUACGCCUCACGGACCGGAAGUACAUGCAGGAGCUGCAGCGUCGCAUCCAGCAGGAUUACAAUGUCACCCUGGAGAAACGAAUCAGCGAACGUGAGUACGAUGAGCUCGAACGUCAAAAAUACCUGAUCCUGAAUGGCCAAUACAGUUGGCACAAUUGUCCUCACCGUCUGAUUCCGCUGCACAGUGUCGUUUUGGCCAAGGAGCUCGAGAGGGAACGUAACCUCAUCCUUUCCGGAGCCGGAGACUCCAUCCCGGAUGAUAUGAGCAGUUCGGUUUUCACGGUCAACAAAAAAACAAACCAACACAUCUGCAACAAACGCGAAAAGCUCAAAACCAUCCGCGAGAAGAACGCCGAACGGUUGAUUAAACAGGGGCUCCGAUGGGAACGGGAGCGUCUCCAGAUGGAGGACCACAACCGUCAGAAAGAAAUCGAACGCAAAUCCCGGCGAGAAGCGCUGCUCGAAAAGGAAAAGCUCUACAUGAUUGAGGAUAACGAGCGAGCUUUGAAUCUGCUGCGAAUGAAAACAAAAAAGGGUCCCUGUCGAGAUAUGGAUUUGCGAACGCUGUUGAUGCAACAGCGGGAAGAAUUGGGACAGAAAAUCCAGCAGCGUGAUUUCGAUUUGAACGAUGACAAACGAAUGGAUGCCGACAGGAGCAAGGAGAAAAAACAACGCCGAAAGAAGCAUGCAGCUAAGAAGGGAGCGGAUACGCAGCUUUCCUCCCCGGAGGAGGGUUAUAGCUCGAUGAACCAGCCGGCCAGUGAUAUGGAAACUUCGAUUAUGAUCAAAAUUGAUAAGGACAGUAAGGACUCCGGUGAUGACACGGAUGCACUGGAUGACGUUAGCACGGCUGAGGUCUCGGAGGUAGCCGGUGGAUCGGAGGCCGAAGACGCCGAAGCAAGUGAGGCGGCGGACGCGUUGGAUCCGGCGGAAGUAGCAGAAGCGGAAGCCAUGAAGGAAGAGUUGAACAAGGCUCUGGAGAAGAAAAAGGUAAAGGCACGUAAUGAGGAUCCAAAAAUUACCAGAUUGAAGGAGGCUGACACCGUUAACGAAAUUUACAGCAUUGCUGAUGAGAUAAUUGUUUUGGAGAAGAAGAAAACUAAGAAAGGCUUCGGAAUGAAGUAAGUGCUGGUUUAGUUUGUGGCCUAGCAGAAUUUUAGUCCUGUUAUGUGCUCGGUGGGCGCAUGUAAAAUUGAUUGUGAUAACAAAUGACCCAACUUAGAAUAGUUCAAUUUAUGGGAAAUAAAACAAUGUUGAACAGUUUUAAAAA
Molecule: messenger RNA, 1630 nt
Organism: Armigeres subalbatus
Lineage: Eukaryota; Metazoa; Arthropoda; Insecta; Diptera; Culicidae
Product: calponin homology domain-containing protein DDB_G0272472
Exons: 6
Coding region: 154-1485 (443 amino acids)
Source: RefSeq, a predicted model, not a curated record